AGCUGGAAUAUUUGAACUAGUACAAGUCGUUGGAAAUGGGACAUAUGGGCAAGUCUAUAAGGGUCGCCAUGUGAAGACAGGACAGCUUGCAGCCAUCAAGGUGAUGAACGUGACCGAGGAUGAGGAAGAAGAAAUCAAACUGGAAAUUAACAUGCUGAAGAAGUAUUCCCAUCAUCGGAACAUUGCAACCUAUUAUGGUGCUUUUGUAAAGAAAAGUCCUGUGGGUCAGGAUGACCAGCUAUGGUUGGUAAUGGAAUAUUGUGGGGCUGGGUCUGUAACAGAUUUAGUGAAGAAGACAAAAGGGAAUUCUUUCAAGGAAGACUGGAUUGCAUACAUCUGCAGAGAGGUCCUUCGAGGUCUGUCACACUUGCAUGUUCACCACGUUAUCCACCGAGAUAUUAAAGGGCAGAAUGUGCUGCUAACAGAAAAUGCUGAAGUGAAAUUAGUUGAUUUUGGCGUCAGCGCUCAGCUGGACCGGACAAUUGGCAGGAGAAACACUUUUAUUGGGACCCCUUACUGGAUGGCACCUGAAGUCAUUGCUUGUGAUGAAAACCCAGAAUCGACAUAUGACUACAGAAGUGACUUGUGGUCGUUAGGCAUCACCGCAAUAGAAAUGGCCGAAGGGGCUCCCCCUUUGUGUGAUAUGCAUCCCAUGAGAGCUCUCUUUCUCAUUCCACGGAACCCCCCUCCUAAACUGAAAUCCAGGAAAUGGUCAAAAAAAUUUCUCAACUUUGUUGACAGUUGCUUGGUCAAAAAUUACAUGCAUCGCCCUGUGACAGAGACCUUGCUCAAACAUUCCUUCAUAAGAGACAUGCAAAAUGAACGGCAAGUGCGCAUCUUGCUGAAAGACCAUCUAGACAGGACCAGGAAGAAAAAGGGAGAAAAAGACGAAACAGAGUAUGAGUACAGUGGAAGUGAGGAGGAAGGGGACGAGUUGAAUGAAGAUGAAGGAGAACCAAGCUCCAUUGUGAACCUCCCUGGCGAAUCGACCCUGCGCCGCGAGUUCCUCAGACUCCAGCAGGAGAACAAAGGCCGUGCAGAUCCUCCCCGCCUGCAGCCGCCGCAACAUCAGCAACAGCAACAGCAACACCAGGAAAACUACAAAAGGCAGCUUUCGGAAGAGAGGCAGAAGCGCAUGGUGGAACAAAAGCUGCAGAGGAAGAAGUUGGAAGAUCAUCAGAAAAAGGAAGAGCUUUGGAAGCAUCUGGACCUUGAAAAGAGAUACCCGGAGAUCAAGGUGGCACAAGGCAACGCUGAGAAGGAUAAAGGCAGCAGACAAAAUCAGGAGGAGGCAUGGUGCAAAGGGGAGGGAGUCCAAAAACCAGAAACACAACAGAGAAAAGCAGAAGAAGUGGCUCAUGGAAAGAAGUUCCAUCGGACGCUUCCCAAAGAUCAAACACAACUCCUUUCUCUCCAGCAUGAUCACAAGCAGAGAAAUAAGGAGCUUCCUAAGAUCCUUAAUCUUUCAGAAGGCCUUCCAUCAAACUGUGUGAGCAAAGAGGCAGAGAAGAAGCAUAAGAAAAGGGAUGAUGUCCAGCCUGACGUCAGCUGGGCAGCUGGCCUCGGGCGGGAGGCCACCCCGCAUGGAAGGCUGGGCUCCGGCAGUAGUUCCAGUCCGUGUACACCAGCUUUACAACGAGCGGUGGUGGUCCAGAACGAAAACCUCCGAACGAGUCGGGACCUCUAUCACAGCAAUUCGUUGUCUGAUGUUGCUGUCGCACCCCUGAGUCCCAGCCAGGAUGAUGUUUUUUGGAGUCAGACUGAAGAGCAACCACCAAAGGUUCCUCAAAGGACAACAUCAACAUUUUACACCAGAGAUCAGUUUGGGCAUCAGAGUUUCCCUUCAAGCACACAACAGCCACCCCUGGGGGAUCCCAAAGCAAAAUCCAGUAACGGCUACAGCGGUUCCAGUGGCGACAAGCAAAAGGACCUCCUGUCCCAUCAGAACAGCCAGUUGAUCUCAGGAUCAUCCAGAACAGACAACAGACAUCACCAAUCCUAUAAGAAACCUGAAAAUACAUCUCGUUCAGGCCAUAUUUCAAGCCCAGCCUUGUGGGACAAGGAGAAAAACGGCAACCACUUGCUCCGGAAGUCUUUAGAAUAUUCCUCCUCCAGUGACGAAACCUGCAGCAGCGACGAGGAUGAUGGGGGUGACAGACACAUAAGGCAACUGCUCAGCAACGGCGCGACCGCAUUCUCAAGGGCAAGGGUUGCUGAUGGGAUCGAACUGAAUUCUCCAUGCAUUGUAACAGAUCAGAAGGAUUAUGCUGCAGGAAAGCUUGGCUGCGGCCCUCACGAAGGACUCUGGAACACAACCAACCAACAUUACCUGCUUCCUGACCUCCUACAACAGAGUCAGAUUUCCGGCUGUUCAGCAAACUGGCUGAAAACUGCUGGUCAGGAACUUCAGAACAACCCGCCUGCUAACAAGGCACUGAACACCGACAGUACCCCUUCCAAAAAUAGCUCCUCCUCUACAUCAUCUUUCACAUCGUUCAUUGAUCCAAGGCUUCUCCAGAUCUCACCACCUUCCAGUCCAGCUGGGCCUAACUGUGCUUCCCCGUCCAACGUGAAAAUGGAGCCCACCAGCCGGCAAAAUGCAAGAAAAGGUUCUGUGGUAAACGUGAAUCCUACAAAUAUCCGGCCGCAGAGUGACAGCCCUGAAAUCCGCAAAUAUAAAAAGAAGUUCAAUUCAGAGAUCUUGUGUUCUGCACUGUGGGGGGUGAAUUUACUGGUGGGGUCUGAAAACGGAUUGUGGCUUCUAGACCGCAGUGGACAAGGUCGUGUUUACUCCUUGAUAAGCAGAAGACGCUUUCAACAGAUGGAUGUGCUGGAAGGACUGAAUGUGCUAAUCACCAUCUCAGGCAAAAAGAAUAAGCUACGGGUAUAUUAUUUGUCUUGGUUGCGAAACAAGAUCUUGCGGAAUGACCCUGAUGUGGAGAAACGACAAGGCUGGGUGUCAGUGGGCGACUUAGAAGGCUGUAUACACUACAAAGUUGUGAAAUACGAGAGGAUCAAGUUUCUUGUGAUUGCUGUGAAGAAUUCAGUUGAAGUCUAUGCCUGGGCUCCCAAACCGUAUCAUAAGUUUAUGGCUUUUAAGUCUUUCACCUCACUUCCUCAAAAACCACUCUUGGUUGAUUUGACUGUGGAGAAUGGGCAGAGGCUGAAAGUUAUCUAUGGGUCAGCGGUUGGAUUUCAUGCUAUUGACGUGGACUCUGGCUCAGUGUAUGACCUAUAUUUGCCAACACAUAUCCAGGGAAACAUUCAUCCACAUGCUAUUAUCAUUCUCCGUAAUACCAGUGGGCUGGAACUUCUGCUCACUUAUGAAGAUGAAGGAGUCUACCUUGACAUUUAUGGACACUUCUCAAAAGAAAAUAUUUUGCAAUGGGGAGAAAUGCCCACAUCAGUAGCUUAUCUUCAGUCCAAUCAAGUUAUGGGCUGGGGUGAGAAAGCAAUUGAACUGCGUGCUGUGGAAACAGGAUGUCUGGAAGGCGUGUUCAUGCACAAGAAAGCUCAGAAGCUGAAAUUUCUCUGUGAAAGGAAUGAUAAGGUAUUUUUUGCAUCUGUUCAGUCUGGAGGCAGCAGCCAAAUUUACUUUAUGACGCUGGGCCAAAACAUACUAUUCAACUGGUAAAUCACAUUGGAAUGGAGUAACAUUUGACUUUCCCAGUUUAUAUGAGCCAUAUAAAAGCCUAAGUUCAUUUCAGAAGUUUGCCUGUUAUUCCUGGAACACAAAGGAAAAGAAAACCCCAUUAUCAUCACACUGUCCUUCAACUGUGGAUGCUACAACUCUUGCAAAUGUAUCGUUUGCUGUUUAAAAUUUGCCAUUCAGUAUCCUGGAGAGCUGUUUUCAAAACAAAAGGCAGUUGUGCAAAGCACAAUCAUACAAUUGAAGCCAAGCGCCCUGUCUUACAAAGUAUGCACAGAGCUAUUUUUUUGCACAAGGGUUGUAAUGUUAUUUUGUUAAAUGUUCAGGGGGAGGGUGUUUUGGUGAACAGUAUGCAUAGCUAGACAUAUUCAGGGCAAAUGUGUCUAACUAUGA
This is a messenger RNA of Candoia aspera, 4042 nucleotides long. It is a transcript of the gene NRK, whose product is annotated as Nik related kinase. The record is from RefSeq and is a predicted model, not a curated record. NCBI's taxonomy places the organism in Eukaryota, Metazoa, Chordata, Lepidosauria, Squamata, Candoiidae. Gene Ontology annotation, biological process: protein phosphorylation. Bases 104 to 3634 code for a protein of 1176 amino acids. Gene Ontology annotation, molecular function: protein kinase activity; ATP binding. The transcript is spliced from 30 exons.